GAGUGAGAGAUGGUGAGCACCAUGAAUGACACUUUUCAGCUUCAGCUGCACAGAUCACAUCCAGGAGUCCAACUUACCUUUUAGUGCCGGCUGAGGGACGUCCACUUUUCUGGGGAAUGAGGGUGUUACACUGGUCCAUGCUGGGAGUGACCAUUCUGCUGCUGAUGUGCGAGAUCGCCAUCAGUCAGCUGUGUAAGUCCCUCAUCACCCUGGUGGAUGGUUUCCACACGCUCUUCAUCCUCAUGCACCUGGCUCUUCCUCUUCCUCAGACUGCAGGCACAAUUAAAACAUCGCUCUCCUCUUUGGAGCCCUCUACUUCUCCACAUGCUUCCUCCAUUGAACCUCCAGCUGGUAGCCAGACAGUCACUGCUCAGCCUAACCAUGAGACACCAUCAGUGGUCAACCCUCAUCAGCCCGUCUCCCCAAAGAUUUCCCCUGCAGCUCUAAACUGCGGUCUGUCUUACCACAACAGCAGGGUUCAGGUUGUGAGGGUUUUCAUUUCUACCCUCCUACUGGUCUCCUUAUGUAUUUCAUACUUCAUGGAAAUUAUCCACUUUUUCCUGAAGCCACACCCAGUGCAUCAACCCCAGCUGCUUGUGGUGGUUGGAGUAGUCAGCACGCUCUAUAAGAUGCUUGUGUUCGGGCUGAGCUGUGAUCGUCUGCGACAUAAGAAGACCGGGGUGGGCGAGGAAGAGACUGGAUCUCACCUACUAGUUAACCAAAAAGGUAACACACAAAAAAUAAUGAAAGAAGGUAAUGGGCUAUUUUAUUUAUCUGCACACAACUCUUCGGCUCAUUGUACCAUCAGGGAUGGUAAGCAUUUAACCUCCAGCAUCCCUGACACUGACGCCCAAAGUCAGCAACAACAGCCAGAAGUUCACCUGCCUGAAUUUAAAGUAGCGAGCAGUGCUGAAGAUUCAAAGGCUUGUAAGGGUCAGAGUGAUUUCACAGAGAAUCCUGAACACAACACCUGCACGGGACAUCAUGAGAGUCAAAAUGCAUCUAAAACCUCUGACGUCUGCAAGUCAUUACCUCACACUGAGAAUCCGGUUCCAACCAACCGCUGGCCCAUCAGACUCAUGUCAUUGAUCUUUGUCACUCAGGGAGUUUUUACGUCUCUUCUGGGCCUGAUCAACAGUCUGGUGAUGCUACUGAUCCUCCCGGAGGUCAUCGACAGCUCUGGUGCCUGCUGCCUCCUGGUUUACCUGGAUCCUGGCCUCUCUCUGCUGGCUGUCAUUACGCUGAUUGCCACCUCUGCACCGCAGUUGUGCAGGUAUGGACUGCUGCUACAACAAGCCACACCACCACAUAUUUGUGUUACUGAUCUUGGGCGGAGGAUUGCAUGCUUGCCUGGAGUGCAGGCUGUGCACGACCUUCACGUCUGGCAGUUAACUGAAUCCCUCGUUGUGGCCUCUGUUCAUGUGCACUGCUACACGGGAUUUCCAGCACACAGGUGUGCUGAAAUGAUGUCGGGAGUCACUAAAGUGCUGCGAAGUGCAGGUGUGAGCUGCUGCACUGUUCAACCAGAGUUUGAUUCCACCUCAUUAGGCAGCGAGGACGGAGCUUCUCCUGUUAUCCACAGAGAGGACCCCUCACCACCACCUCCCCUGGCGUGCAGUCUUUCCUGCGGAAAGGCCUGUGCCAGGAGUAUGUGCUGUUCUCCUCCAGAGGAGGCGAUCCAGAGCCUCCUGGCGCCACCGAGUGGAGAAACAAAGGAAGAGCCUCAGACUUUGAUCAUUGAGAACACUUUUCUCUGACAAUAACCAAAGAAUAACCACGGAGGAAAGAAAUUAAUCAUCACACUCAUUUCAAAACGGAGAGGGGAAGAUGGUGAAAUGUGGGGAAAUAAAAUGACCCGAAUAAGCUCAAUAUCAGUCUCGAGUUUUGUGGUGCUACUCCGAGAAAUUUUAUGCAGUGUGUAGUAAAAUGGUUUAGAUUUUUUUUGUAAUCCCUUAUGUCGCCAUACUUGUGCCUGAAAACUCUGUUAGUGUUUCCAAGUUGUACAAUAAAAGAAAUAUUCAUUCUAA
Molecule: messenger RNA, 2027 nt
Organism: Neolamprologus brichardi
Lineage: Eukaryota; Metazoa; Chordata; Actinopteri; Cichliformes; Cichlidae
Source: RefSeq, a predicted model, not a curated record